ACGAUUCAUGUAAGAAAAUGAAAUUUCGUGCAAUAAUGAUAGAUACCGGUCCCAUGCGGGAAUUUACAAACAUUGUGAGUACUAUAUCGAAACUGUCUAAAGAAUGCGUGUUGCGGCUAGCCGAUGAUCAGCUGUAUUUCAUUGUAAGUGAUGACAACAGCGGUCCAGGGCCACCUAUACUAUGGUGUGAGAUUCCUCAUGCAACGUUCUUUUCUGAGUACCAAAUGGUUGGCUUCGAUGAUGAUCAUAAGGAUAUUUACUUGGGCUUCAGUUCAGCAAAUUUAGCUAGAUCUCUAAUUACAUUGAAGACAGCCAAGUCUCUAAAAAUGAAGCUAACAAAGAAGCAGUGUCCGUGCCUUACUUUGGAUAUUGAGACUCCAUCGUCAACCUCUCAGCAAACAAGGCAUGUGACACAUGAUAUUCCAGUUACUGUCAUACCAAGGAAGCUCUGGUCUGAUUUCCAUGAACCGAAGAUACCGCAGCCUGAUAUAUCAAUAGAACUGCCUCCACUAAAGCAGCUCCGUACAACAAUAGACCGUAUGAAAACAAUGUCUUCAGAAGUUGUCAUCAGAGCUUCAGCUGAAGGCAGGCUUACGUUGCAGAUUAAUACUGACAUGGCUAAAGUGUCAACGAGGUUCAAAGACUUGAGGGUAGAGGCUUUUCAAGGCCCAAUCGACCACUCAGACUCAGAAACAGAGUCCCAAAUAAACGAAGACCUGUCUCGAAUAUGCCAUUGCAGAGUAGAUACAAAGAAGUUAUCGAUGUUCCUGAGUGCGGAUCAAAUUUCGCACAAUCGAACUGUGUGUAGUAUAGUUCAUAAGAAGUUAGUCAUCUUGUGUUUACAGACUGAAGAGAAUGUGAAGUUGCAGUGUUUUAUUAGUGGUAUUGUGUUUUAGGACACUCAGAUGAUAAAGAAAAUGUCACAGUAAAAAAUAUUUUGAAAAAACAUGGACUUUAAAUUCUCAGUAAAACGUCUUAUGCUUAAAAAUGUUUCAUUGAUCAAAAACAUGUACCAAUUACUCAAGAGGAUUGCUAAUCUCCAAACUACAUAUCGUAACUCUGAAAAAGGUCAAAAUUCCGUCUUAUAUGUAAACUGCCCUAACAUCAGGGAAAAGACCAAAUUAGCCCGACUUCGCUGGCUUGGCCACGUCGAGAGAAUGGGUGAGGAUCGUGCAGUCAAGAGAGCAUAUCUGGGGCAACCGACUCUUAGAAGACCGAUUGGACGUCCUAGAUAUCGCUGGAACGACCAAGUCGACAAAGACCUGUGUGAGCUUCGAAUAGCCGAUUCGCAAUAAGCGACACAGAAGAGAGAAAAGUGGCGCAUCUUAGUGACGGAGGCCAAGAUCCAUUUCGGGUCGCUGAGUCAGCGAAAUGACUAUUUGUAAAUGGCGCUGAUCACUAGUAUAAAUUAUUUGAAUGGCCGUGGAUAUCAAUUAAUCUCUUUUUAAUAUGAAAUGUAAGAAGUCAGUUUUUUAUACUUGUAAUAUUGUUCAAAUAUUGAUAAUGAGCUAAAAUUACUUUCUGAACAAAUAUACGUGUCAGUAGAUGUCAUUGUUUGUCACAAGUUACAAAAUAGGCGCUUUGUCGUCGAGUUGCGGAUACCAGCCCGUUGCACCAAGUACCAAGUUGUUACAAGUUAAUAAUAAUAAUAACGCACACACUCAACAAGCC
Molecule: messenger RNA, 1671 nt
Organism: Hyposmocoma kahamanoa
Lineage: Eukaryota; Metazoa; Arthropoda; Insecta; Lepidoptera; Cosmopterigidae
Gene: Hus1-like
Product: checkpoint protein HUS1
Exons: 6
Coding region: 18-896 (292 amino acids)
Biological process (GO): mitotic DNA replication checkpoint signaling; telomere maintenance; mitotic intra-S DNA damage checkpoint signaling
Cellular component (GO): nucleolus; site of double-strand break; checkpoint clamp complex
Source: RefSeq, a predicted model, not a curated record